Brassica rapa (field mustard) is the source of this 576-nucleotide messenger RNA. RefSeq names its product auxin-responsive protein SAUR64. Lineage: Eukaryota; Viridiplantae; Streptophyta; Magnoliopsida; Brassicales; Brassicaceae. Gene Ontology annotation, biological process: response to auxin. The record is from RefSeq and is a predicted model, not a curated record.
UUCAUUUAGAGAGCUUUGCAAACAGAACUUACAAAUCUUUUAUUUCUCCUUCUAACUAAAAUACAUUUGUCCUGAAAAACCAUGAUGAACACUAAGAAACUCAUCAAGAUGGCAAAGAAAUGGCAACAAAGAGCAGCUCUCCACAGGAGAAGAAUCUCAUUCCACAGAUCAAGUACUAGCGGCUCAAGGGCUGUAGAGAAGGGUUGUUUCGUGGUUUACACGGCAGAUCAAAAGCGUUUUGCUUUUCCACUGAGGUACCUUAGCAACUCUGUUUUCCAAGAGCUCUUGAAGAUCUCUGAAGAAGAGUUUGGCCUCUCUGCUGGUGGACCAAUCACGUUGCCAUUCGAUUCUGUUUUCGUGGAGUAUCUCAUUAAGUUGGUGGAGCGAAGAAUGGAUGGAGAUACAGAAAAGGCUUUGUUAGUGUCAAUAUCCAGUGCUAGAUGCUCUUCUUUACAUUGUUCUUUAGAACUACAAGAACAACAAUUGCUUGUAUUUUAGAGUCUCUAUGCAUCUCAGAGUGUAAAUGCAUUUAUAGUUAGAUUUUAAUCGAAAACAAAACAGAAUUUGACUACUCAA